Mercenaria mercenaria is the source of this 3455-nucleotide messenger RNA. RefSeq lists its product as uncharacterized. The coding region runs from base 1276 to 1920 and encodes 214 amino acids. NCBI's taxonomy places the organism in Eukaryota, Metazoa, Mollusca, Bivalvia, Venerida, Veneridae. The record is from RefSeq and is a predicted model, not a curated record. The transcript has 6 exons.
AUACUAAAUUAUAUAUUUCCCGUUUAAUGUUGAAAUUUUUACCACAAGGUAUAAGUGGAACAUUAACGUGCUGGUAAAAAGUGUAGGAAAAUGCAUAGAAGGAUAAAACCAACGAAAUAAAGUAUCUACUGUACUGUUAUUUUCUUUUAUAAGAAGGCGUCAUAAUUAUGUUGGACAAGGUCAGCGGCAGUGAAGUGAAAAUAAAUUGAAUUUUUUUUUUUUUUUUUUUUUUUUUUUUUGAUAAAUCACACUCAAUACUUUCUUAUCAGAUUUUCAACUUAAAGUGUCAGGAUAACAGGUUUUUUAUUUUGUGACAGAAAACACAUACCGCAUUUAUUCUGCCAAAAUGAACAAUGUACUCUUGGGAGUUACAAAUAUCCAAAAAAAUUUGAUAGGUUCUUACAUUUUCUUACAUGCGUUCAAACAAAUCCCCAUGAAUGCAACAAUUAUCCAAAUACAUAAGAAAAUCGUAUCAGAGAUGUUUUAUCACGCACUGCAAGUGUCUUCGCUUGAAAGUUACGACAGAUAUCAUGUCUGAUAUACAAAAUUUAAUCAGUAUCUUAUGUGAUACCCGCACCUGUUUUUACUUUAAAUUUGUAAAGAGAGUAUAUUUUAGAAAGUGGUAUAUUUUAUAGGCGGGGUAUUAGGUUUCAAACAUUAAAUGGCCUCUUUCCCACAAAACAUAUUUGAGUUUUCUUUCAAUGGUAUCAAAUAAAACACUGGGAGAUUUGGUUCUCUUUAAGUGUAAUAUAUUACCUAUUAUGUGAUAGGAUAUUAUAUAUCGACUCGACUGGAUUUUGCUAUACCGGAUCCCAUUAGGCGCUUGCGCAGAAUGUGAUCCGACCUGACAAAAUCAUCGAGAGCAGAAUGCAUCAUUGCAGAUCAAGGUACGUACAAAAACUUGAUCAAAAAUUGCUUAACCGGAAAAGGAGCAUGAUAAAAAGGCAACAGCUUCUUUACCGAAAUACAUGCUCAAGAGUCUAUCCUGAGUGAAGAGUCCACCUGUCUUAAGACACCACAAUCUCAACUUCCCCUGUGCGGUCGCUUAGGACAGGUUUGACUGUAUAGAGUUAUUGAGCCUGUGCAGUGUAAGUCAGUUCAUCACAGUGAGUAAUUGUGUGCAGUUUCAAUUCAUUACCAAAAGUGGUUACUGAGAUAUCAGAUUACAUACAAGAACUUUACUUUACGUUUGAUUUAAUUUACAUACCCAGUUUUACCUCAUACGCCAAAAAAUACGUUGCUUCUGUACAAUGCAAAUGCAUAUCAAAAUAAUAAAUGGAAUAUUUUAAAUCUUUCUUUAAAGGUUAUACGGAUAUCAGUGUUCAUAACAGUAGCAGUAGUCAAGCAAUAGAGUUAACUGAUACAGCAAAUCCAACAUCUCAGAGUUUUAGCGCAGAAACUCGAGUAACUGUCAACAAUUCUGUAGGUGCAGGGAACAAUGCUGUUACUUCCAACCCUACUGUCAGCGACAAUGUGACACCCGCUACCUCAGAUAUCACUGGAGCUAUCGAAGGAGUAGUUGCUUUACGUAUGUUGCCAGUUUCUCUAAACCGGGGUACAGGGGAAGAGACAUUACAAGAAGAAAAUAAUAUCGAUUCUCUAGAUGGUUAUAACAGAAACAUUGGUGAUAUUGCAACUGGACAGUUAUUUGAGGUGAAUAAUGAAGCUAUCCAAAACUUCCGUAGUGAGGAAUAUAACAGAAACAGAAAUGAAUUUGGUUAUAACAGAAAUAUUGUUGAUAUUGCAACUGGACAGUUAUUUGAAGUGAAUGAUGAAACUAUCCAGAACUUCUGGAGUGAGGAAAAUAACAGAAACAGAAAUGAAUUGGUUGAGUAUGCAUGGUAUCCAGCAACAAUUGUUGAUCUAGGUGAUCCAGCAACGGGACGAAUAAGUCCUAUAGAUGAAAAUUUGAAUAGAUAGAUGAGUGGACCAACAUGACCUCAGACAUAUUCACACAACCAAUCUUCUUUCGGUAUUGGACACCUGAUUUAUUCAACUACCAAUAAUGCAUUUGUACGGUGUACGGUUCCUUAGUUGUAAUGCUAAAACGGAAUUAAAAUAUUUCUGGAAAACAGUACAGACCUAUAUCUAGAUAAUGUGUUCAAUAUUCAUAUAUCUAUACGUAUAAAUGUUAAUAAGCAUUAUGUUUAAAAAUGUGUUCAUUUGAUCUGCAAUACAUUUAAUCUAAAUCAGUAGUUAAUUUCAUAAUGCUUUCGGAAAUGAAAUGAUAUAAAUCUUAAUAAAGUCUUUACUGCCUCAUCUAAAUACGUUUUAUCAUUGCCCUUAACUUCAGUAAUGUGUUUUAAUGUUAACAAUGCAAAACGGAUAUAGAAGGGGUGCGCUUAUGCCUGUGUAAAAAUAAACUUUCUGUAUAAUCGCUCAAUAGAGUAUGUUUCAAAUAGCAACAGAUAUGGAUGGCAUUUUUUAAUUGUCAGCUUUGAUUUUUGUUAAAAAUCGAAUGAUUAAUAUUCCAUCCCCACCUUUGUUUAUUUUCCUUUUCUUUAUUUUUCUUUACUAAUUAACUCCGCCUUGCAACAAGCUGUUGCAGGUCAACGAGCAAUAUCGGCAGUUAUAUGUGAUUUUUUUUUAAAUUUUGAAUAUAUGUCUUCGGCGAGGUAUAUAUUUUUCAACAAAUACUGUAUUUCGUGUGACCUGAUGUUUAUCUGUCUGAUCUCUGUCGGAUCUGGUGAUCAAGUCAACCUGCUACGGUAUAUCUUAAUUAUGCGUUAUCUGUAGUUAACUAGAUUUCAAGUAUAUUCAUAAUUAUGCUGUUUUUCGGUUGGUCUGAUCUCGGUCCAGGUCUGUUAGUUAAAUCAGCCUCCACCAGUAUAUCCUAACUAGUCGUAAUAAGAAUUUUAAUUUUUAUGUUUACUUUACUAGUCAUCUGUUAGUGGGUCCCUUCUUGCAACCUCAACGCUGUACUUAUAUUAUUUACGGUUAAGGUUUAGGGGUAUAUGAUCAAAACACAGAGAUAUUUGAUAAACAAACAACAUCUUACCAAAAAUCUACCUGAGCAUUAUAUGUUCUGAAGUACUGUACCGUAUGAUGGAUACUUGAAAUAUUCUGAAAAAGUUUUCCCCCUUUAAAAAUUAAUGACAUUUGUAAAGAAAUAAAAAAACACAAUUAUUUAAACCUACGUUCCAGCUAGUUUUGUGAAAUGUCAGCACUGGGACGUUAUUUCAAAUUCAUCAAAAAGAAGAUAUGUAACAGUUUUUUUUAAAAUAGUGAGUUUUUAAAGGUGUUGAACUGUCCGAAAGUGUGGCUCGUUUAUGCAGUCCUUUUUACGGAAUUUAAUGUAUAUAUCAGUAUAUACUGACAAUUGUUUCGUAGAGUACAAUGCAUGUUUUAUAUGCUGUUCAAAUUACAUGUGAAACAACCUUUGUUGUUGUUGCUUUCUCAAAAUGUAUGGCUAAGCUACAAUGAUUUCGAAACAAAAUAAAAUAAUAUUAAUCUUA